Molecule: messenger RNA, 2245 nt
Organism: Schistosoma bovis
Lineage: Eukaryota; Metazoa; Platyhelminthes; Trematoda; Strigeidida; Schistosomatidae
Source: the annotation of a GenBank genome assembly
CUGAGUUUAUCCGGCCAGACCAUAAUUUAUGGACGACCGUAGAGCGGCACUAAAGUGACUUUGAGGAUGUCCACUUACUAACUCAGACUAAAUAAGGGUUAUAUAGCAAUAGCAGGAAUCCGAAUUAUGAUUCACAGUUGAUAGUUGGGCUCGAGAACUACAAUUAGGGUUUUCAUCACGAACAGACAUCAGCUGAAAUACCAACACACUUUUUAGUCGAAAAGAUAAAUUCUGCACCAAAAUCUUAGACUUUUCAUCUCAUAUGUGAUUGGUUUGUAAAUAAAUCGUAGUCUCGUCGCUUAGUGUUUAUUCAGAUUAAGUAAUAAGUGUAUUACACUCGUGGAACUCUCUUAAUAUUUGCAGCUUUUUUUCCAGUGAAGGUUCAUCUUCUUAAAAAUUUCCACUGAUGGAGCUGAUACCACUGCUUUGUGCAGGACAUUCUAGUCAUUGAUCGCUCCCUUAAAAUAUCAGAACUCCACUCUGAUUUUACUAGUAUUGUUUAUUUGGUGAUUUUUAAAAAAUAGAGUUUUCUGACCGCCUUGAGAAGCAAUGUUAACAUUUUUGAGAUGCCUCUGCAUCUAAAUGUAGUAUGUUGCUUCAGGACUGUCUGUUUCAACUCCUGAACUAAUGAUAGAAAGUGAAGUAGUUGAGUGUAGUAACAAUUUCAGUUAUCUUGGAAAUCUUCUGAACGGAAGGUAAAUGAUAGACCCAUCUUUUUUAAAGCUCUAAACGCUGUUUUUUACUGCCUGUUUUGUUUGAUGAGUUGGAAUAGUUGUCUAGUGUUACCCAUCUGGACUAACUUUUCCAUCUAAUAUGUUUUCGCUGCCGACCACUGCUCACGAUCAUUGAGAAAAGUUUUUAUUUCACCUUUGAGUUCUCGUUGUUCUUCAAACUUACCGGAUGGUUCUUCGAUUACCUAUCAAUUCGGUGGGUAUCACCAAAAUCCACUUUUCUAACAUUUUGAUUUAAGUUGUUAGUAGGUGUCACUGCCAUAUAUACAGCUGUUUAGACAUUAUUAAAAGCUUCAUCAGGUUGACCUGUUUCUCUGCGAUCAAUUAGCUGCCUAGUUAAUUUUUGUCUAAAUCCAUCCUUGGAGUUUGGAUUUAAAGGAACUAAAAUUCCAUGUCACAUUUGCCAGUACUGGUGAAGUGGAGGAUGUUUUGGCAGCAAACUGUCUGCUCGAAUUUGAGGGCGCAGUCUAAAUACUGCCAGACGUACUGUACACGUAGUUCAGUUUAUUUACAAACGUUAAGAUGUUCUUUCGCCCUGUGAUUCCGCUACAAAAAAUCAUCCAACUGGUCUAGAAGGGCAGGCCUACUAGACCUAGGUUAAUGGAGGUUACCUUCUCUUCAUCACAAAUGAUAGCUGCCACUCGAAGCGUUCCACAUAGACAUACCAGAUACCACCUGUAAUCCACAUGUAUCCGUAUAGGACCUCGCUCAGCAGAAGGAAUAAAUCAUGUUACGGGCGGACUAUGAAGAACCAAUAAAUGUCAAAGGACCAUAGUCCACUUAAUCGCAAAGACUUGAGUAGGUAGGCUUUCGGUUGGUUGGUCAUCGCCCCCCCUAUUUCGUAUUAUUGAUGAUAAUACAUUCACCUCGUCAUUCUAUUACAAUAAACUAUUCCAAUUUUAUUUUGUAUAGGUGCUUGCAAAGUCACAUAUUUCUAUAUGGCAGCAUCAAAAUGGAUUAGGCAAUUAAACUUAUUUUUGGAAUGGACAGGUCAUGGUGUACUAUGGAUAGGAUUUGUUUUAAUUUGGCUUAUUACAUUGUUAGUUGAUAAUGCACAUGGCAUUAAGUCCUAUUCAUCUUUGGAAACAAUAUGGAAUUGGAAAAAUCCUUCUAUUGAACAACAGUCUAACAUUGUAGUCAACAGAAAUAUUGCAAAACCAUUCUGCUUACUUAUUGCUUUAUUAUUCGAUGCAAUAAUGGUCGGCUUAAUUAAAUUUAUAUUUCGACGUCAAAGACCUAAAGAAAAUAAUGAUUCAGAUAUGUUAUUCACUGUUAGUAUUGAUGCUUGGUCAUUCCCUUCUGGUCAUGCUAGCCGAUCAACAAUGUUAUUCUUUUUAAUUUCUCAUCUUUGGUUGUCUACAUCUACAUUAUGGUUAAUAUUAUUAUUAUUUUGGAAUUUAAUUAUAUGUUAUUCACGUUAUGCAAUGCAUCGUCAUCAUUUCAUUGAUAUUCUAGCCGGUUAUACAUUAGGUUAUAUAGAAUAUUGGUUAAUUAUACAAUUGAAUUAUGAAUAG